AUGGCCACCCUCAGCACCGCAACGUGGAUAGCCUCACUCACAUAUGACGACCUCCCCCAAGGCGUAGUAGAAGCAGCCGUACGCUCUUUCUACAACUGGGUCGGCUGCGCCAUCGGCGGAAGCUCGCAUCCGACGACACUAACCGCAUACAAAGCCCUAUCGCCCUUUUUCGGGAAAGAAACUUACUCGCUGCUAGGAUUCGAUCGUCGGAUAGAUGCGCAGCACGCUGCUCUCAUCAACGGCAUUGCGUCGCAUGUUCAUGAUUAUGAUGAUACCCAUCUCGAGACCAUUGUCCACCCGACUGGGUGCGUUGCAUCAGCGCUGCUGAGCUUCGCGGAGACGCUGCAGCGCCCAAUCACGGGGAAAGAAUUCAUCACCGCGUUGGUCGCCGGCAUCGAGGUCGAGUGCAAAGUCGCCUUGGCUGUGUACCCAGAGCACUAUGAUAUCGGAUGGCACAUCACAAGCACAACAGGCUCCAUCGGCGCCGCCGCGGCCAUCGCAAAACUCCUCACCCUCCCAACGGACAAAACAGCCCACGCCAUCGGCAUCGCCGCAACGCAAGUCACAGGCCUCCGCGAGAUGUUUGGCUCAGACACGAAAUCCUUCCACGUCGGGCGCGCCGCUCAAAAUGGGCUGCUUGCUGCGGUCCUAGCUGCUGAAGGGUUCACGAGUUCGCCCAAGGCGCUGGAAGCUGGUCGGGGGUGGGCCAAGGUCGUUAGUACAAAGGAAACAUUGAAUGAGCUUAUUCAUAGCCUUGGGCAAGAAGAACAAAAGUGGGAGAUUGAGAAGAAUUCGUUCAAGCCUUAUCCGUGCGGGAUCGUUGUUCAUCCGGUCAUCACGGGCGCGGUAUGGCUGCAUCAAGAAUUGAAGAGACGAGGGAUAUCCGUGGAGGAGGUUACGAGUGUCGACGUCGCUGUUCAUCCUCUCGUACUUGAGCUCACGGGUAAGAAAACACCAAAGGACGGGCUAGAGGCCAAGUUCAGCGUUUAUCAUGGCGGCGCGGUCGGGCUGCUAUUCGGGAGGGCGACUGUGGUGGAAUAUGAGGACGCGCUUGUCACCAGCGCUCCCGUUGUCAGCUUGAGGGACCGGUUUCUCGCCACUGUUGAUGAGUCUAUGAGGGCCGAUGCGUGCCAUUUGGUGGUCAGAUUGCGCGGUAGGGAAGAACCAAUCGAGAAGCACGUCGAUCAUGCCCUCGGGAGCGUGGAGGUGCCCAUGUCUGAUGACCAGCUGACGGAGAAGUUCAUCACACAAGCGGCGCUACAGGUCGGUUCUGAAAAGGCGAACAAGGCGAGCGAGUGGUGUUGGGUUGUGGUUGAGUCAGAGGAUAUGAAAGAGCUUGGAGGUAUUGUUUAG
Molecule: messenger RNA, 1353 nt
Organism: Colletotrichum godetiae
Lineage: Eukaryota; Fungi; Ascomycota; Sordariomycetes; Glomerellales; Glomerellaceae
Exons: 2
Coding region: 1-1353 (450 amino acids)
Molecular function (GO): lyase activity
Source: RefSeq, a predicted model, not a curated record